AUGUCUAUGUUACCGUGGUCUCAAAUAUGGGAUGUUUUUAAACUAUUGUUGGGCUUUAUGCUUUUCAUUAUAUCAAUUCAGAAAAUCACCAGUUUGUUCGUAUCAUGGAUGUUGAUGCUGCGCCAUUCCACAGUACGAAAAAUUUCAUUUGGAUACUUUUUUGGUACCUCAAUAAGGCGAGCGUUUAUCUUGACUGAUUUUGCUCAAGUAUAUAUCGGCAAGAUAAGUUUGCGAAUAGGUUGGAAACCCGGGAUUGUGUUUCAUAAUGUUGAUUUGAAGUUAUUUGAGAAAAACGGCCACACCACUACACAUUCAACUAAAGACUCCAGGUCAUAUUUUAAUCCUCGGGAUCAGACUUUCACCUUUGUAAUUAACAGGCGAGUUCUUUCAAUUUUAAAGCUGGUCUUUUCAUUUUCAACCUUCUUCCAUACUUUGGCUCUCACGGUACCUAAUGGAAAAGAGUAUAAAUUAAACAUCGGGUCCAUCACAAUAUCACAUCCACAUGAUGAUACCAUAAAAUUGGAGGCGUUUCUGCAUGAUUUUACCCAUCCUGAAACGAAAGACACAUUGAACCAUACUGGUUUUUUUAUGGUGUGUAAAAUUGGGAAGGAAGAUGAUAAAGGUAGCAACUGCUCAAAAGUUAUACUAAAAAAUUGGAAAUCCAGUCUCAAAAUCAGUGACGUUUGCUGGCAUCUUCCAGAAAAGAAAGAAAAGACUUCGAAUACGGAGUCUGUCGAUUCUCUCCCUACAAGCGAUGAUGCAGAAAUGCUCACUUCAUAUCGUAAGAUGCUAAAGCCUUUUCACUACCCUUUAAAGACUUUAAACAUUCUGGACCUUAAGGUAGAAAACGUAAAAUUUAUCUAUAAAAAAAAGUUUACAAUCCGCAUAUCAAGUGCUCAACUUUACUUGGAAUCAAUCUCCAUUCUAAAUAAUGUCUCCGCUUUGGAACUUUUACCCUUAAAUAAACCUACAUGGGGUGAUUUUGAACUAUCACUUUCUGCAAAUGCUGUUGUUGUAGAUAUCGACGGUAAUACAGCAGUUAGGAUUCCGUUCGGAAAUGUCAUACUGACAUCAGAUAUUUUACUAUUUUUACUUGAUAACAUACCUUUGCAGAAAACGAAGAUAUCUUCCAUUUUAAACAUUAUAAAUCCUUCAGUGUUCCUUACUAUACAUCAAGUGCUGGAAAUCCUCCAUUUAGUGGAUAAGUUUGAUAAUUCAGAGACGUCAUCAUAUACUAACGCAACCGAUAGGCCAUUAGAUAUUUUAGAGUUAGAUAUUGAUCGAUUACCCAGUUUUAACUUCGAACUACUGAUGUCAAAUUUUAUUUCAAGGCUACAUAUAUCAGAUGAAGAGAAUGUGACGUUUAAGGUUUUCAGCACGCACGCUCUGUUUAGUCGCAACAAUAUGUCUAUGUCCCCUAAAAGGGGACAACUGAUGCAAAUGCAUCCAGAUUGGCCAUUUGCAAAGACAGCCCUAGUAUCCGAUCAAUUAUCCAACUAUAUUAAAAUUGUGGGUACAUCACUCUCUUACCUAAGAAUCCCAACAGAGCAGGAUGCUAACCCGGUAUCUAUACCAGUCUGUGGCUUUGAAAGAUUAGACACAUUUUUGGAUGAAUUUUCCAAUUCUAAAUUGAUCGUUCAAUCUACACUACGGCAUUCGUACGUUAGUCUUGAGAACAUUGAAGUUUUGCAUACUUUAAGUCGCGCCUUUGACAAAAUUUACUCAUUAAUAUCAAGCAGAACGAAGAGGAAUGCUGCUCAUAAAGCAAGGGAUGAAAAAAUGGGGAACCUGAAUGAAAUUAAGAAAAACUUCAACUGGUCACUGAAACUUAGAUUGAAGGAUAUUUCAUGUUCGUUACUGAUCGCUGGCUUUCUCCCAAAAAACUUGGACCCCGUGGAGGCCGAGAAUUUCAACUUAUCUAACGUAACCAGAGGUGCCAAAGUUGUCCUUACAGAAUCAAUAUUAUUGGCGGAUAGCCAGGAAAAAAAUUUUACUAUUGUUGAUGCAUCAGUAUAUCGCUUCAUGGAUGACACUACUCACAAGCCUGCUCCUGACGUUAUUGUUCAAUUCACCAAUUUAUUAUUGAGUUUUAACGAUUUGGAUGAAAUUCAUUUUUCACUUCCGAAAAUCAAAUUCAAGAUGGAUGUGAAUAUUAUCUGGCUGUGGUUUUAUAUUCGGAGUAUAUGGAUAAAAUUUCGUCCUAGUUCAAAAUUGAGUCGAACUUCCGCGACCAGCUCGAAAUCUGUUGAUGUUUUGGACAGACUGAGAGUAGAUAUAGGAAAGAUGAUUAUAGAGCUAACGCUUCCUCAUAAUACAGAAGUACUCUUGAUAUUCGAGCAAAUUGGACUUUCGAAUACUACUAAAAAUCUCACAAUUGCAUCGUUAUCUGCGUACGUGGUGUCCGUUUAUGUGAAGCAUAUUAAGGCGUAUGUUUCUUUGAUAAGUAUCAAUGACUUUGAGCUAAACACUCAAGAUUUAAUCCGCACGAAAUCUGCUGUUAUAAAUACCUCAUUAAUUCAUUUCCAUGCCGAAUACCAUUUUAGGUUUUACAUGAUAACUGACAAUAUAGUUACAUUGUAUAAAUCGUUUAAGCAAAUUAGAUUGGCAUUUUCCAACUUGAGUGAAUUUGAACGAUUGUACCCCCAACAGCAGCUGCCUAAAAGGAUUUCAAAUCUAAAUGUCUAUUGCCAAGAUUUCCUGAUUGAUAUUGAAGAAGAUCCUUUUGAGCAGGAAUUAGGAUUGAUUUUGAAAGUUGGCGUUUUGGAACAACGCGAGAGGUUAAAGAAGCUUGAAGAGUUCAGGGAAAAGCUAUCAACAUAUGAGGACAUGAACGUACGUUUAAGGUCACUGUAUGAUACCUCCCGUGGACAGACUUUCUUCCCGGACUUCUAUGUGAACGAUCAAGAAUAUGAGCAAAAGGCUUACCUCAGGUUGCUAGAAAACUUUUCAACGUCAUGGAUUGCCAGAUACAGGAAGGCAAAACUUUCUUUUUAUGGUAUGCCUUAUCGCGUAAUCAGCCGUGAAGAGCUUGGUACAAAAUAUCACCUGUUUACUAGACAGAAAACCAGUACUGUUGCUAACUUGGUCGUAAAAGAAUUGGACUUUAAAUUAGGUAGUCCUUCUUUCCCUCUAGACAAUUAUAUGGAUUUUUUAUACCAGUAUGGAAAAAAAGUCCCAAAGAAUACAAAGUACACUUUGUUAAUUAUCCUUGGCCUGAAAAUCAAAAGCGCAUUGUGGGAGUUGCGGCUGAGAGAUUAUCCGAUACCUGCCAUAUCAUUUCCUGACACAUUUACAACAGGUGAUGUUGUAUUUGCCGAAAAGAUGCCAGCACCUUGCGCCCUUCAUACCGUUUAUGUUCCUUUUGUCAGCUCCGCGCAAAAAAGUCCCUAUAAUGAUGCCAACACUAUAUAUGGCUCCCAUAUCAUUCGUACUCUUAAUUCAGUCAAAACUUAUUUUAAUAUCAGGUCAAUGGUUACAUCUUCUUCAUCUGCUAGAAUAACAUGGGGGAAAUCUCUGCAGCCCGGCUAUGAGUCUUUGAUGCUUUGGUUCGAUUUUUUAACUAAGCCUCUUAUCGAUCCAUCCAAAAAGCUAGGAUUUUGGGACAAAUUCAGAUACUUAGUACAUGGUAAGUGGAUAUAUGAGUUUUCAGAGAAAAGCGAGAUCCACUUAAAUAUAAAAGGUUCGCACGAUCCUUAUAAGAUCACCGAUGAUGGUGCGGGUCUGGCGUUCUGCUGGUCUGGCGGCACCACAAUUUAUGUUCAUAACUCCACAGAUCCUAAAGAAUUUUUAAAGAUUGAAUCCCAAAGAUUUCAGUUGGCAGUGCCAGACUUUGCCAAGGUCAGUAAGUUUGAUAAAGUCUUUAUGAAGCUUGAUGGAAGAGUAAUUUGGACGUUAGGUUUACUUUUUGAACAAGGUGAUAUAUCUAAGGCUGGUGACGAAGAAAGGUUUCUUCCAAAUAGGCCACAUUAUGAAAUUCAGCUGAUGAAUCCAGAUGGCGUUGCAGAUUUGGAUCACCAUGAUACCUACAAAGGGUUUAGAACAUCCUUUAUUCACAUGUCAUUUGGUGUCUAUUCUUCGGAACACGGAUCAAUAAACAGUCUUUAUCUUGCACCUUAUGCUCUAACCCACUUUUUCAAGUGGUGGAACUUAUUCCAUACAUACACAUCUGGUCCUAUUAGGCAAGGACGGUUAUUUACGGAUUUACUUCAAAACAAGACAAAGUUUGGCCGCUCGCUAUUUACAAUAGCCUAUCAACUACAUUUAAAACGCUUAAUGGUCACGCAUAUUUAUCGGCAUAUUACUACUCAAUAUGAUCUUGAAAAAGACCGCAAAAUAACUUUUACUGGACUGAAGGGGAGAUUUGAUUCACUAAAAAUUGAUUUGCAUCAAAAAAGAGUUAAACUUACCCACACAAAUCAGAAAUUAAAUAAAUCAAAACCUGUCUGGAAGUUUAAGAUGUCUAGGGGUGAGAUUGAUUGUGCAGAAGCAGAUAUCAGGAUAUUGUCGACGCUGUUUGACCAGGAAGCAGUUAAGGAAAUUCUCAGUACUGGCCUUGAUGACAUACUUGAAGACGAGUCAUCACGUCCUAUUUCGCCUCAAGAUGUAGAAUACCUACGUGAAUCAGAUUGGUAUGAUUAUGAGGACUAUAUAGACUUGAAUCAAGUACCACUUGGUUCCUCACUUCCAUUGAAGUUAGAAGCAAUUCCCUUGCUGUACUCACCUAGGAUAUCUUACUUUAGAAAAAUAAAUGACGACGGUUAUGUUCUAGCUUACCCAUUUGGCACCGAAGAAUCUCACAAUUGUCUGAUUGGUAAGAAUCACCCAGAAUUGACUCAGGAAAAGUUAGCAACUGAAAGAAAACGAGAAAUAGAAGAGCAACUAAAAUUAUUGCAUGUCACACUGGGUGAAUUGCAAUCAAAUAAAAGCGGAGGUUCGGUAAAUGAGAAUUCAGAACGCUAUGCACGUGAAUUAAAAGCAGAGGUAGCUGAAUUAAACCACAGAUUGCACACAGUCAACACUAUCUUGAGUGAUUUGAAAAUCUCGGAGGCUAUUCCUGGAGAAAAUACUGAUAGUGAUAGUUCCAGCUCACUUUCCGAUUCUGAUGCAAAUUUGGGAGAUGUGGCUCCAACUCCUAACAGAAUAUCAUUAUUGAGGACCAAUACCGUCGAGUCUUUUGUAUCAAUGAGAAAAGCCUCCACUAUGCAAGUUGAGUCCACUUAUGAUAACCGUUUCAUGGUCCAUAAUAUAGAGUUGAAAAUCGAUAAUAAAAUUAGGCAUCACCUUUUGGAAUAUGCCUCCAGUGCUUUUGAAAGGAAGUCUAUGAGGUUUGCUUUGACUUAUAAAUCCGUAACUAUUUUAAAAGAAUUACUAGGGAAUGUGUUGACUGGGGUCAGAACAUCUAUAGAAGACUACGGAUCAAUGCUUGAGGACGAUUUAGCUAGUAAUUCGGAAUUUAUUGAGCAUUUUGAGAAACUCAUCAGAGAUGUUCCAAGUGAUGACUUUGACUAUGUUGAUAAUUAUCUUUUCAGACUAAUCUCUCCGCAGGUUCAAAUUAAAUCGGAUGUUGAAAAAAAUGCGGCAGUUAUUUUGGCUGCUAGGGAUAUAGAAAUGGGAAUUAUUGAUAUAGUUCAAGUGUACGGAAAAUCAGGAAAAAGGAUUCCCGUUGAUGUUGAUACUAUUGUAGAAACACGCUAUUCUGCUGUUUCGAAGGACAUUCAGUUGUUUACAUUGUUCAAGAAGGAUUUAGAGGGUCCUGAAGGUAGAUUCUUUCAUAAAAAUGGAUACGGUUCGGACAAAGAGUCUGAUAUAUGGCCCCCAUGGAUUCCUCUUGAAAUGUGUUUUGAUGGCUCUUUAUUAGAUAAGCAUGUCUUUUUAAAACGAAGAUCAAUGUUUCUGACUUACGUUGCUCCUAAUCCCUUAUUUUUCAGUGCCAAUGACACAUCGGCGUUUUCCUAUGAUUCGAGGUUUCGUAUUGCAUUUCCAGGACUGAUUCUGACUUCUGAUUGUCAACAAUACUGUGCUGUAUACGCAAUCGCUGAGGAUUUGCUUUCCUUUGGAUCAUCAUUGGAUGAGAAGGUUGAGAAACUUUCCAGGAUUUUGUUUACUGAUGAGGUAAGAAAUAACUUGGAAAACCUUGAUGUCUCUGUUGUCACAGCCCUGCAAGAUAGAAUUAAAGAACUCUAUUAUACCCGAGCAUAUUUAAAGCUUCACGAGCCAAGAUUGUUUUUGAAAUCGGGACAAGAGUUAACUUUUGAUAUCCAGACUAGUACAUUGAAGUUGACGUUACUUAUGACGGCAAUCAAGAAAACUUAUGAUAGGAUGGGGAGUGGUAAUAGAGUGAUACAGAAAAGGUUAAGGUGGCAAGUUGGAACAGAUGAACUGAUAUGGGAAUUAUAUGAUGAGAGCAAGACGCCUUUCGUAACUAUCGGGUUGGGACCUUCUACCUUUAUUCGUUCUGAAACAUCCGAUGGCACUAAUAGUAACAAAGUAUCUAUUUCUUCAUUACAGUGUUUCAACCAGCAAGAAAAUCCCGUUUACACUGAACUGCUGGCUCCCUUUUAUGAAAACUCAUCCUAUAAUAAGAACGCCCCAAUGGUAGAAAUUUUUUGGAUCUUGGGUCCAUCAGUUGGAGGUAUUUCAGAUUUGCAGGACUUGAUUGUUUCCCUACAGCCGUUAAUUUUCAAGAUGGAUCACAAAACAUCGGAAAAACUAAUGAAUUAUCUAUUCCCAAAGAUAGAACAAACUUCCAUAGAACCCGAUUCCCCAGAACUUGUGCCACGUUCUUCCACCAGUUCCUUUUUUUCAUCCUCUCCAGUUUUACGGCACAGCCUUUCUAACGGCUCCUUAUCUGUGUACGACGCAAAAGAUGUAGACUCCUGGGAUUUGCGUAGUAUUCAGAGCAAAGAAGGUAUCAAAAAGUAUAAGGGUGAUCAUAGGAAACUGUCAGCCUCACUUUUUGUGCAACCUGAUUAUAACAUUAAUGAAAUGGUCAAAAGAUCAGGGACAUUUUUCAAUGUAAAAUCUAUUAUAAUCCGGAAAACUUUAAUGUCUGUAUGUUACAAGGGUUCGCAUAGCCUCUUGACUGAUGUUAAUAACCUAAUUGUUAGAGUUCCUGUUUUGAAGUACCAUAACAAACUGUGGUCAAGGGAAGAGUUCUUUACAGCCUUGAAGAGAGACGUUGUAAGAAUAGUUUUACAACAUUUGGGAAAUAUUAUUGGUAACAAAUUUUUACCUCAUAAGAAAGAAAAUAAGAAAAAAACUUCCAUGGAAAUACAUCGACUACUAAGUCCUGAUUCUCAAAGUCGCAACACAUCACAUAUCCUUGAAGUCGAAGGGCACAACUCAUUCCAUAACUCCACGCGCUCUUCAGAUAUUAGAUCAAUAAACUCAGACGAAACGUAUAAUGAAAAUGAUGGAAAUGAAGUAAAACCAUUUUACCCUGUUACGAGCGAAUUUUCAAAAAAUAAGUAA
Saccharomyces paradoxus is the source of this 7470-nucleotide messenger RNA. It is a transcript of the gene HOB2, whose product is annotated as Hob2p. The transcript has a single exon. The record is from RefSeq and is a predicted model, not a curated record. Bases 1 to 7470 code for a protein of 2489 amino acids. Lineage: Eukaryota; Fungi; Ascomycota; Saccharomycetes; Saccharomycetales; Saccharomycetaceae.